Molecule: messenger RNA, 621 nt
Organism: Priceomyces carsonii
Lineage: Eukaryota; Fungi; Ascomycota; Pichiomycetes; Serinales; Debaryomycetaceae
Exons: 2
Coding region: 1-621 (206 amino acids)
Source: RefSeq, a predicted model, not a curated record
AUGAAGUUAAUUAAUAUCGUUUUGGCUGCAAGUAUCGCUACUACUAUCUUUGCAGCUCCCGCUGUAAUUAAUUCUGAAGUUGACAAAGUAAAAAGAGAUGCAGAUGCAAGCGCAGAAGCUGGCUGGACCUGGCUUAAACAUAGAAAGGGUGCUCCUAUCACGAAGAGAGAGGCGGAAGCAGAAGCAGAAGCAGAAGCAGAAGCGGGAUGGACCUGGCUCAGACAUAGAAAAGGUGCUCCUAUCACGAAGAGAGAGGCUGAAGCAGAUGCAGACGCAGAGGCUGGCUGGACCUGGCUCAAACAUAGAAAGGGUGCUCCUAUCACAAAGAGAGAAGCAGAAGCAGAAGCAGAAGCGGGAUGGACCUGGCUCAGACAUAGGAAGGGCUCUCCUAUCACAAAGAGAGAUGCUGAAGCAGGAUGGACCUGGCUCAAACAUAGAAAAGAGGCUGAAGCAGAUGCAGAAGCGGGAUGGACCUGGCUCAAACAUAGAAAAGGUGCUCCUAUCACGAAGAGAGAGGCUGAAGCAGAUGUAGAAGGAGAAAUAGAAGCCCAGGCCGCUUACGUCGAUAAAAGAGAAGUAGGGGCUAGUGAAGAUGCUACCACCGAAAAUUCAGUUGAAUAG